Molecule: messenger RNA, 1053 nt
Organism: Phaeoacremonium minimum UCRPA7
Lineage: Eukaryota; Fungi; Ascomycota; Sordariomycetes; Togniniales; Togniniaceae
Product: putative transmembrane protein 56 protein
Exons: 2
Coding region: 1-1053 (350 amino acids)
Biological process (GO): lipid homeostasis
Cellular component (GO): endoplasmic reticulum; membrane
Source: RefSeq, a predicted model, not a curated record
AUGCGGGAUCCUUUCUCCUUUCUUCAGAUUCCGGCCCUGCGCCAGGCUGUCCAGCCCUACGCCGACAAGUACCAUCUGCCUGUGCUGCCCCUCCACGUACACGAGGCCCUGGCUGCGGCACUCUUCUAUACCUUCAUCCACCUCGUCGUCUCGCCAUGGAUCUCCAAGAAGUACUUCGCCGCGUACUAUCCCAAGUCCAGGGGAAAGAAGGCAAACUGGGACGCACACGUCGUGUCUUUGGUCCAGAGCACCCUGAUCAACAUCAUUGCGCUGGGCUACAUCUUCGCCGACCAGGAGCGGAAGAGCAUGAACUGGAUGGAAAGGAUAUGGGGUUACACGGGCGCCUCAGGAUUUGUGCAAUCUAUGGCUGUGGGGUAUUUCCUCUGGGACCUCAUCACCACCCUGAUCUUCAUCGAUGUCUUUGGCCUGGGUGUACUCGCCCAUGCCGUGAGCGCCUUGACGGUGUACUCUUUUGGAUAUCGGCCGUUCCUUAACUACUACGGCAACAUCUUCAUCCUCUACGAGCUGUCCACACCGUUUCUCAACAUCCACUGGUUCUUUGACAAGCUGAACAUGACAGGUUCCAAGGCACAGCUCUACAAUGGCAUCACCCUGCUCUUCACCUUCUUCUCCUGCCGUCUCGUAUUCGGCACCUACCAGUCAGCCUGGGUGUACUACGACAUGUGGAGGGCCAUGUACACCGCCCCGAUCACCGAGUAUACCUCGUUCACGCCGGCAGAUGAGAAGCUUCCGGGCACGGAGGAUAUCAUGGUCUUCUCCAAGGAUGCCGAUACGCUGCCCUUCUGGCUUGUGGCGACCUAUGUCGGCAGCAACAUCGUCCUCAACGGCCUGAACUGGCACUGGUUCUUCAAGAUGAUCAAGGCUGUGCGCAAGCGAUUCGAGCCAGCGCAGGAGGAUGGCAAGGAGAAGGUUGCUGUGAAGGGUGCUGCUACGACCGGCGCCCAGCUUCAGGAGAAGAUCGAGGAGCUGCGCAGACGGAGGCUCUCUGUCACCGAUAUCGAGAUUGACGAUGAUCUCGGAGAGAUCGCGUGA